AACAACAACAAUAACAAUAAUAAUAAUAAUAAUCAUAAUCAUAAUCAUAAUAUAACAAAAUUAUCGACUAAAAGACUAACUACAAUUGAUGCUGCUGCUAUUGCAAAUUCUACAAAUGUACGCAAUCAACGAUUAGUGAAAAAAGAUUUAAAACAUUUAAUCGAAACGAAUAAUACAUUUCAAUCACGAUCAUCAAAUAUUUUUCAUACGAAAUUGAUAACGAAAAAUAAAUCAAUUAUAAACAACAACGACAACGAAGAAAACGAUAACGUUGACGUUGACGAUAAUAUGAUGGACAAAUCAUCAUCAUCAUCAUCAUCAUCGACUGCAUCAUCCGAUGGUGAAGAAAUGGUUGCCAAAGAUAAGGCUUCCAUCACCUUAAAGAAUUUACAAGAUUCUCAUGAUGUGCAACCACCACCACCACCACCACCACAACAACAACAACAAAUAGAAUCGGACAAAAAGUCCAGUGAUCAUCAUCAUCAUCAUCAUCAGCAUCAACAUCAACAUCACCAUCAACAACAACAUCAGCAUAAAAAUACCAAUGACUCAAAUUUAGCUGAUCUAAUCAAACGAUUAAAAUGUCAAAUAACACAGCUACAGGAUCUUGUUACACAAAAAGAUAAAAAAAUACUUGAUCUCAAUGAAAAACUUGAUCAACAAAGUGAUUAUGAUGAAAUAAAACGUGAAUUAUCAAUGGUUCGUAAUGAACUAAGUCAUUUUGGACCAAUAGUUUCAUUGGAUCCAAUCACCUCAAUUACGACCGCUGAUGAUGACGAUGAUGAUGAUGAUGAUGAAAAUGUUGGUGAUGAUAAUAUUGUUGAUAAUGAUAAUAAUAGACCAUCAUCAACAUCAUCACUACCACCACCACCACCACCAUCAACGAACAUAAUGUCAACAAUAGAUACUAAUAAUACAACAAAUCUGAAUAAUAAUGCAAAUAAUAAUAAUAAUCAGAAUCAGAAUCAACGGAAUUCACUUUCUUCUCAUCGUCAUCAGCAGCAUCAUAAUAUUUCACCACCAACAACCACAUCAUCAUCAUCAUCACCAAUGUUUAAUCCAUUCAAUUUUCCACCAUUACAAAGUCUUGGUAAUGUUGAAUCAUUUGGUUCAUUACUUGGUGAAGAGAUUGCCAAUUCAUAUGCAAAAGUAAUGGCAGCUGCUGCUGUUGCAUCAUCAAAUUCUUCUUCAAGCAAUAAUAAUAAUAAAACAAAUCAUCAUUCAUCAUCAAGUCAUUGUAGCAAUCAUAAUAAUAAUAAUGAAAAUUUUUCAGAUUCACCAUCACAUUUAUCAAAUGGAGAAAUUGGUAGUGGUGAUGGUUGUGGUGCUGGUGUUGGUGGUGGUGGUAAUGAAACAUUAGAAUUGGAUAAAUCAACCAUCGAAAGUGUAACGACAACACCGACAGCUAGUGCAAUGAUAUGUUCAAUGGAUGGUGCUGAACCAUUAACACAUAGCCCAUUAGGUGCAACCACCGUAACAGAUCUGGGAUUAAUACCAAAUAAUUAUUCACAUAAUAUAUUCUAUGAUAAACUACAACAUCAAUUACGAUAUAAUGUUGAAAAAUAUAUGAAUGAAACAUUGAAUACCUUGCAUAUAUCACGUUUUGUACGAGAAUUAUUAUCGAUACAUAAUAUUGGACAAAGAUUAUUUGCCAAAUAUGUUCUCGGUCUUUCACAAGGUACUGUUAGUGAACUAUUAUCUAAACCGAAACCAUGGGAUAAAUUAACAGAAAAAGGUCGUGAUUCAUAUCGAAAAAUGCAUGCCUGGUCAACAGAUGAACGUUGUAUUAAUCUGCUCAAAAUGAUGGUACCACGUAAAGAAUAUGGUUCUUAUCUAGGAAAAGAUUCAAAUAGCUAUAAUAAACAGGAUGAAACAAGUGGUGCCGAAGAACGUAUUGCACAUAUUCUUAAUGAAGCUCAAAGAUCAAUGAAAGGUUCAUCAUCAUUGAAUCGUCAGGAGCUGUUGGCACAUUCAUUCAUAAAUGGAGAUAAUAUUGCUGCAUCGAUGGCCGCAACAGCUAAAACGAUGGCCGAUUUAAAAGAACUGAAAAAUGUUGUCAAUGAUACCAUAAGCGAUAAUGGUAGUGAUCGUGAUGAAAAUAAAUCGGAAACGCAAUCACUUUGUGAUCGUAAAUCACCAUCAUCAUUGAUGAAUCCAACGGCAAUGGCAACAAUUAGCAAUUUUUAUAAAAAUAUCAAUGAACCUUCAAUUCAUAAUGAACGUUCAAGCAAUAAUCGUACACCGGUUCGAAAUACACCAUCAAAAUUACCCGAUAAUAAUGAAGAUGCAUCUGAAUUGAUACGUCUAUAUCAAGCUUUGAUCGGCCAACAAAUCGAAGAAGGAUUACGUAAUCCUCAGAAUUAUGAUGACAUUCGUAAUGUGAUCGCAUUACAUCAGGAACUUUCACGGCUCAAUCCAUUCAUUGCCCAACAAUCAAAUCCAGAAUUAAUUGCACGUUUAUUUUCAACUGGUUUGUUUAACGGAGUAAAUUAUCUGAAUGGACUUCCAUUGGCGAUGGAUUCAUCAUUACAAUCUGGUGGCAAUCAAUUAGUAGACACUGCUAUGCGUAAAUUAUCACCACUUGAUUCACCACAACAACAGCAACGUGAAUCGAAUGCUCAACAGGAUUCACCACGAAUCAAAAUCGACAAUCUAUUGGGUCAAAUGAAAACUGAUUCAUCAUCACCAUCACAUAAUGGUAAUAGUUCAUCAACUGGUCAUCCUUGUCAGCUCAAUUCGUCUAAUACACCAUCAUCAAAUGCUGUUUUCAACAAUGCGGCGGAUUCGCCGGACGAUUUGGCCGCUUCACCAUUGCAACGGAUUCAAUCGAUAACAAAUUCAUUACUUUCACAAUCAUCAUUACCAACAUUACCAAGUCAACCUCCACGGCCAGCGAAAGCCGUAUUACCACCGAUUACUCAACAACAAUUUGAUCAAUAUAAUAAUCUUAAUACGGAAGAUAUUGUUAAACGUGUCAAAGAACAAUUAAGCCAAUAUUCGAUUAGCCAACGAUUAUUUGGUGAAAGUGUUCUAGGUCUUUCACAAGGUUCCGUAUCGGAUUUAUUAGCACGACCAAAACCAUGGCAUAUGUUGACACAAAAGGGACGUGAACCAUUCAUAAGAAUGAAAAUGUUUUUGGAAGAUGAUAAUGCCAUACAUAAAUUGGUGGCUAGCCAAUAUAAAAUUGCGCCGGAAAAACUUAUGAGAACCGGUAAUUUUGUUACUGGACCGGGAAUUCCACCUACCGGCAUACCGGGUAUUAAUCCAGCUGCAGUCAUUGCACCGCCACCACCACAAUUACCUGGUUCACCACAAUCAUUACCGCAAUUGAAUACAUUGGCUACAGCAACUGUUCCAACGACGAAAAAUUCAUCAAAUUCGAUUAAAGGUCCAAAUGCAGCCGAUUUAGCUCUAAAAUAUGAACAAUCAUUAAGUCCAAGUAGCGUAGACAAUAGUAUACGAUCAAAUACAUCAAGUCCAGAUCUUGCUUCAUCCAUUACGACUGUUCCAUCACCUACAGCAGCAGCUGCAUCGUCACCAUCAUUGUCGAUGAGAUCUCGAUUAUCAGCUGCAUAUAACAUGAGCAAUAAUCUGCUAAGACCGGUAAUGAAUCAGCCACCGAAUAACUACAUGCAACCAUCAGUCUAUGAAUUGGCAGCAUUGACAUCCGAUUUAGAUACACAAAUCAUUACGACACGAAUCAAGGAAACAUUGAUGGCUCAUAACAUCGGACAAAAGAUUUUUGGUGAAGUUGUUCUUGGACUAUCACAAGGUUCAGUCAGUGAAUUAUUGUCUAAACCAAAACCAUGGCAUAUGUUGAGUAUCAAAGGUCGUGAACCAUUUAUUCGAAUGCAAUUGUGGCUAAAUGAUACCAAUAAUAUUGAUAAAUUACAAACAUUAAAAAAUGAACGACGAGAAGCGAAUAAACGGCGUCGUACUCAUCUAGAUGAAAGCCUUCCCAAUUUCAAACCAUUUGACAAUCAAUUAUUGAAUCAAUUCCCCAAUUUUGGUCAACUAAAUUCUUUAAGUAAAAGCAUGAUUGCUUCUCCUGGCUCUACCGGUACAGGAUUUGGUCUUUCACCGAUGGCAACUGGACAACCAGUUGUGAAAAAAGCUCGAAUACUAUUCACUGAAGAACAAAAAGAAGCACUUCGAGUAGCCUUCUCGAUGGAUCCAUAUCCAAGUUCAGCGACGGCCGAAUUUCUAGCUAAAGAAUUAAAUCUAUCCAUUCGUACAAUAACCAAUUGGUUUCACAAUCAUCGUAUGCGGCUAAAACAAAUAAAUAGUUCUGCUAGCAGUAGUAACGAUCAAGAUUCAAGUAAUCCAGCAACAGCUGCCGGUUAUAAUCUGGGUCGUGAUAAUGUCCUUUUUGAUCAAAAUAAAUUCCGUCAGUUACUUUCACAUAGGCUGUCCGAUAUAAAACAACGUUCAAACAAUCUCAAUAACAAUAGCAAUCAUGGUAACAAUAUAAACGAUAAUUCCAAUCAAUUUGGUUCGCCCACAAUAUUCCCUUCAUCACAGAAUUCCCCACCAUCAAAUCAUCGAAUGAAAUAUUCACCAUCAAUGUUUCAGACACAAUCAAUCUAUUCGAAUAAUACAAACAGUUGUUCAUCUCCUGGAUCAAGUUCAUCAUUUCAUGAAGAAGAAGAUCUUGGAACAUUGGAUCUAAGUAUCUCUAGUCAUCAUGGUCAUGUUAAUCCGAAUCAAUUUCGUUCACAUCGAUCACCAGAUAAAUUGGAUAGUACUGGUCGUAGUUCAAUGCAUGAUGAUUCUGAUGAUGGUUGUCGUGAUACAGGAGAUGAUGAUGAUAAUGAUGUCUCUAUGGCCGGUAAUACAAAUGCAAUUUCAGCCUCAAAUGAUCAACAACAAUCAAAAUCAUCAUCCAAACAACGUCGUUCGGGUAGUAGUCGACGAAAACCAUUGAAUGUUAUGAGUUCAAGUUCUCGACGAAAAGCGGCACAACCACAACAAUGGGUUGCACCGGUUGAUCCAUCCACAUUAAUUGGUGAUGAUGAUUAUAUUGAUGAUGAAUUUGUUGGUGAUGAUGAUGAUUUUACAACAACCGGUGACAAACAACAACCAUCACAAUCAUCAUCAUCUACGGCCAUAUCUAAAACGAAUAUUAUACAACAAGAAUGUGUUCAGUAA
Dermatophagoides farinae (American house dust mite) is the source of this 5148-nucleotide messenger RNA. The record is from RefSeq and is a predicted model, not a curated record. NCBI's taxonomy places the organism in Eukaryota, Metazoa, Arthropoda, Arachnida, Sarcoptiformes, Pyroglyphidae.